This is a messenger RNA of Dendroctonus ponderosae (mountain pine beetle), 776 nucleotides long. RefSeq lists its product as uncharacterized. The record is from RefSeq and is a predicted model, not a curated record. NCBI's taxonomy places the organism in Eukaryota, Metazoa, Arthropoda, Insecta, Coleoptera, Curculionidae. The transcript is spliced from 3 exons. The coding region runs from base 412 to 735 and encodes 107 amino acids.
GACUUGACAACGUCGGAUAGAAGGCUCAACAAGUAAACACGUAAUUCCAAAAUACGUUUAACUGUAAAAAUGCCCUCAUGAAAAAACCACUCACAAUCAGGACAAAGUUAUGUAAAUAAAUAAAACUGUAAAUAUAGUCGUUUGCUCAUAUAAUAAAUCAGCUACAUAAAUAUUAAUAGCCCUGUUAACGCCGAACUUAGAUUAAGGACAUUUCCUCACAUCAUAACUAUUCAUAACUUUCUAAAGAAGCAAUCAUAUUAUCUAUUUGAAGAUAGUUUAAUUGCAGCUGCUAUUAUCAGGCGUAACCUUUUGCAAGUCAAUCGCAUUUCAAUAUUCAUAAGCCACAGAUAAACCGAAAUACAAUAUAUAAACUCAGCAAAAUAGCCCAGAAUUGACGCAAGAAUUGUGAAAAUGAGAGGGUUUAUUAUCGCCAUUAGUCUACUAUUCUAUAGCUGUCUUGCGGAUAUAGAAUCGAAUUUUUAUCGCGAAGAGCCUUGCGCUGCGAAGAAAGGCUUUUGCCUGUUAAAGAACGAGUGCCCUGGAGAGCUAGGCGGAGAAUGGGAGUCGCUUUGCGGCGCGCAAAAAUCCCUUGGAGCAGUUUGUUGCUCCAAUGUGAAGGCCCAAGAGCUCAACUGCUUCCAGCUCCAUAACACCUGCUCAGAAAAAUGCCCUCAAAGCCUAACCAUAGGGAAAAAAGGAUGUGCGGGGGACUCAGUUUGUUGCGCUUUAGUGUAGAGUAACUCUCUGGAAAAAAUAAAACUCCCGUUUUAUUUCGA